AUGAUGCUUCUCACGCUUCUCAUCCUGUCCUCCGUUGGACUCGCGGCCGCGGCGGACCCAUCUCUAUUCAGCGAGAAUGACUACUCCCCGGACAACAUCGUCAACCGCGAUGUCCUUAUCGUUGGCGGCGGUGCGGCGGGCACGCACGCUGCCGUCCGGUUGAAAGACCUGGGCAAGAGCUUCACUCUGGUCGAGAAAUCCUCCGUCCUGGGCGGCCACACGCAUACCUACAUCGAUCCCACGACGGGCACCCCCGUUGAAUUCGGCGUGCACUCCUUCGGCAACACCUCGGACACCAGGGACUUCUUUGCGCGCUUCGAGAUUCCCCUCGUCGACUUUGUGCCUGCCCGGUUUCCCGUGCAUUAUAUUGACUUCAACACGGGAGAUGCUGUCGCCGUAGCCCUGGACACCAACGUCACCGGGUAUCUGGACCAGGUCGAGAAGUAUCCCAGCCUGGCCUACGGGUGGUUAACUUCGUUUCCGGUGCCGUCGGAUCUGCUCCUGUCCUUUGGCGACUUUGUGAACAAAUACAGCCUCCAGAAGAUCGUCUACACGAUCUACUAUCUCGGCGUGGGCAUCGGCAACAUUCUCCAGCAACUGACCAUUACGGUGAUGAACAGCGUUGGAGUGGGCAUCCUCAGCGGUCUUCAGGGCGUGCCGGGGGGCGCCGUGGUUCCAGCGGCAGGAAACAACCAUGCGAUCUUCGACAAGGCCCUGGCCGAGCUGCGCGCAGACAUACUGCUAAACUCGCACGUCGUGGCCGCCAGUCGCCCGGCGAACAACUCCGGUGUCAAGGUCGUCGUCCAGACACCGAACAGCCGCAAACUCGUCCUCGCCAAGCGGAUCAUCGUCGCCGUCCUCACCCAGCCGGAGAACAUGAACGUUUUCUCGCCCGACGAACGCGAGGCGCGGCUCUUCUCACAGCUGAAGGGCCAGGCGUUCUACGUCGGCCUCGUCACGAACACCGGUCUGCCCGUGAACCAGUCGUACUACAACGCGGCCAGCAGCGAGCCGGACAACGUCCCCCUUCUGCCCAAGACCUACAAUAUCCAGUCGACCGUCCUCCCCGGUGUCUUCUGGUGGCUGUACGGGAGCGAGACUGCGUUGACCGAGGCUGCAGUCAAGACAGCCGUCACGUCUCAGAUCGCAACGGUGCGCAGGGCGUUGAAUGUCCCGGCGCCCGCGGGCAGUCCGCAGUUCCUGGCUUUCGGCAACCAUACUCCGACUCAUGUUACGGUUCCGGCGGAGGCGAUUGCCAGUGGGUUCUAUCGGGAUCUGUACGGGCUUCAGGGUUACCGGAAUACGUGGUACACCGGUGCUCAGUUCAUCGACAGUGCCAGCGGUAUAUGGAACUUGACUAACGCUGUUGUGUUGCCGGGGCUGUUGACGGGUCUUUAA
Monascus purpureus is the source of this 1398-nucleotide messenger RNA. The record is from the annotation of a GenBank genome assembly. Lineage: Eukaryota; Fungi; Ascomycota; Eurotiomycetes; Eurotiales; Aspergillaceae.